AUGGCAAAGACGAUGUUCGAUAUGGUCAGCACAGUUACACUGGACAACCCAGGGGUGUCCUAUCGGGUCUUGUUCGCUACAGAAAGACAAGCGCAAAUUAUUGGGAACAACCCGGACACUCUUGAGAAGUUGGCUGCGCAGUUUCGCACUGAGGAGACUGCUAAGCCAAAGGUAGUAAUAAACUUGCUUACCUCCCUGGGUACCUCACAGCUUCGAGAGAAACGGAAACAACAUCCUGAUGAAGAUGAGCAGCACCGCUUGGACAUGUUCAUGCGGCAUGUUUUACUGCCCAUUGCGGAGCAGACGAACGCUCUCGUCUUAUGUGACGCGGUUGCGGACCGAUGUAUACUUGCAGAUUCCUUUGUUCGGAUGUGUCGGGUCAGACACGCUGCUUGGAACAAGAAGAUGCCCUUUACAGCGGUGGGUGUCACAACGAUGAACGAACUGGAUAAAAGGUCCGGGGAAUGUUGUUUCUGGCGAGAGCUUAUGGAGAAAUGUAAGGGAACUUGGGAGGACGAAUGGUGGAAGUACUACCGGAAUCGACAACGGAACAUCGACAAGAGCAUCCCCACCGGGACUGGUGGAGUUGGGGAUAUCCAGCCUCUCCUGCCGAACUUGAUCAUCGCUGGAGGCUUCGAGAGCAGCAGCAGCAGUCGUGCUGCGGCCUCGACCCUGAAGACGGCUUUGGUCUCACACCUCGGUGCGAGCAUACCAUCUAUAGCUUUCAAGACAGGCAUGUCCGAACUAUCGUACCUGAAACAAACCACUGAAUCUGGUCUGGAGAUUGCAGUGGAUGCCAUCCAGCAACAGACGGCGGUUGUUUUUUUGGACCUGUUUCGCAGAGACAAGCUGCAGCUUGAGAGCAUCUUGGAGUCGAUCCCCGGAACCGACAGUGUGAAGACACCACAGGACUUGCCAGUACGGGCACGGCAUUUCACGAAUGGCGGUGAGGACUGUGAGACUGAGUUUUUGAAGGGAGCUGAAGCCAUGAUGCUCAAGCGCAACACUGCUGUCGAGAACGCCAAGAAAACCAGCUUCUUCGAUGCAUGUGCGAUUGCAAAGCUUCAUUCGAGGUACCGGAGAUUCUUUGGAGAGACCAAAAAGCAGCAGCGGAGGUUUGCACUCUGGCAGGCAAUAUGCUUGGAGGAGCGCAACCGCGAAACACGAGACAUAGAUGGAGUCCGACAAGCUCGUUCCGUGUUGUACAAAGUGUUCCAAGAGCACGCAAAAGAGAUGGGAGUUGUCUUUGCAGCUGGUUGGGAACAUUCCGUGUUCAAAUUGGCUGGUUGGCAAAAUUCCGUCUUCAAACCGGCUGCGGUUUUGGAGGACGAAGACGACGAAGCCCAGGCAGAGUCAGAUGCAGCCGCAAACGAGAAACUCCAGAAGGAGCAUGAGGAGUCGGCGACGUAUGCUUUCGUCGCGCGAUCGACGGAACUGGUGAGCUCCGAGUUUUUCACUUCGAUCAACAUUUGGCGAGGCCAAAGUGCCCUGGAGAGGAGGAUCUACGCAAUCCUAACGAGGAGCAGGCUUCCGCCUCAACACAACCUCGAGGCUCUUCGGCUGUUGCUUGAUGCCUGGACCGAGUAUGACGUGGCUAAACACUUGGCGACAUACUAUGGUCGUUUGAGCCGGCUGUGGUAUUUUAGCCAGAUUGUGUGUGGGCUGGGUACUGUCGUUUUCAGCGUUAUUGCGCAAGCUUUCGUCUUGGAGGAGUUCUACACUUCGUUGAUAAACUUUACCAUAUCCUUGUUCUGCACAACCCUCAUCUCCCUCCAUGCCUUUGCCAAUCCCACAACCCGUUGGCACAAAUUGCGUUGUGCCGCAGCGGAUCUGGAGAGUUUAACAUGGCUUUUCCGGACUAAGUGCAGGCAGUUCGAGUCGAGUGACAUAGACUCCGUGUUCAACUCAGUCAAGCUUUUUCGGGAGCAGCUUAACGAAUGGCGUAGAAACGUCGUUCGCGGAACGGAUUUGCAUCGAUCCGAUUUCCAAAAGAAGUGGCCGCAUGAUAAGUUGACCAGGGGACAACACGAGAAGAGCCGCAUAUACAGUGACAAGCACUGUUUCGUUCAGAAGCCACCAGACGACGAGGACAUGCAUGAGGACGAUGACGUUAUUAACACAUCCACAAAGCAUCCAGCAGACGGGGUCCUCCCUGACCAUUCGCCCCGAAGACGACAAGUCGUUGUUACCGAGGUUUUUUGGCAGCGUUUGUGCUGCUGCCGCAAGUUCAGGCCCUCGCCCCAAGAGGCGGCCAAGCCCUCGCCCCAAGCAGUGGAACGAGCAUACAAGCAAGCACACGGGGAAGAAUGGGACCCCAGAGACGACCAUGAAGAGAAUGACAAGAGCCAAGCAAGUGAUGCGGAGGCACAGUCAAGAAAGGCAGAGGCAUCGCAAGCUUCGUUGGAGGCUUGGCAGGAUGACCACCACAGCCCCGUGAACGCUGACGAGUAUAUCCGGUGGCGUUUGCAGACAAUGCGGCGAUUUUACGAGCAACGUCUUCCAGUGUACGCGAAGUAUCACCGGUAUAUCUUCGCCUUGACGCUGCUUGGGUCUAUGGGCAGCUCCAUCUUUGCCUACAUCAGCCUGAACUCUUGGGUGGUUGUUGCGUCUUCACUGAGCACCUCGGCAUCCUCCUGGAUGGAGUUCUCCAAUGUCUUGCAGAACAUUCAACGUUACUCCGACACCAUACAGGAAUUGAAGAAGCUGGAGGCUUGGUGGGAGAGCCUUGCGCCGAUGGAGAAGGCUUCAAAGGAGAAUCUAAACCUUCUGGUCUGCAUCUUUCAGAAGAUGGAAGCUUUUGUCUUUGAAGCCGCUUUAUGA
Molecule: messenger RNA, 2820 nt
Organism: Symbiodinium necroappetens
Lineage: Eukaryota; Dinophyceae; Suessiales; Symbiodiniaceae
Source: the annotation of a GenBank genome assembly